Molecule: messenger RNA, 858 nt
Organism: Spirodela intermedia
Lineage: Eukaryota; Viridiplantae; Streptophyta; Magnoliopsida; Alismatales; Araceae
Source: the annotation of a GenBank genome assembly
AUGGAAGGAGGAGCGCAUGGCGUCGGCUUCGCCUUCACGGACUCGGCCCAGCUUCAGCAGCAGCAUUACCAGGGAGAUGGCGGAGAGACGGGGCAGCAGGGAAACAACGGGGGAGCGGCGGCGGUGGCGAAGAAGCCGCCGGCGAGGGAUCGGCACAGCAAGGUCGACGGGAGGGGCCGCCGGAUCCGUAUGCCGAUCAUCUGCGCCGCCCGCGUCUUCCAGCUCACCCGCGAACUGGGGCACAAGUCCGAUGGCCAGACCAUCGAGUGGCUGCUCCGGCAAGCGGAGCCCUCCAUCAUCGCCGCCACCGGGUCGGGUAGCACACCGGCGUCCUUCUCCACAGUCUCUGCUGCUGCGUCUCAGACGAAUAAUCAGAACUGCCAUCCCUCCUCGUCCUCCUCAGCGUCGACCUUCUCCUCCUUCGACAACAAGCUAGGCAACGCUCACCCUCGCCACCUGCCACAGGCUCUGCCGGCGCCGUUCAUCCUCGGGAAGCGCCUCCGCGUGGGCGACGAACCAGACAAGGAGGACAACGCCGGCGGCGGCGGAGGAGGAGGAAGCUUUGGCAUGGGAAUUGGCGCAGCGGGGAGCUUCUGGGCGGUGCCUGCAAGGGCUUCCGAGUACGGACAGAUGUGGAGCUUCGCGACGCCGGAUAUCAUGAUGCCGCAAAGAGCAGCGGCAGCGGCGGCGGCUGCAGUGACGGGGAGGUUUGCGGCGACGCACCAGGGAGAGGAGGCUUCUGCGGUGAGAGUGGGAAACUACCUGUCGAUGACACAGGGGAAUCUCAACCUGCUGGCGUCCUUGUCGACCCCCCCAGCGGCCGCCAUAAGCGGGAGGCGAGAAGAGAGACCGCAUUGA